Messenger RNA from Prionailurus viverrinus (fishing cat), 777 nucleotides. RefSeq names its product rhox homeobox family member 1-like. Gene Ontology annotation, molecular function: DNA-binding transcription factor activity, RNA polymerase II-specific; RNA polymerase II transcription regulatory region sequence-specific DNA binding. NCBI's taxonomy places the organism in Eukaryota, Metazoa, Chordata, Mammalia, Carnivora, Felidae. Gene Ontology annotation, biological process: regulation of transcription by RNA polymerase II. The record is from RefSeq and is a predicted model, not a curated record. The transcript is spliced from 3 exons. The coding region runs from base 68 to 682 and encodes 204 amino acids.
GAGGCCGGCUCUGGUCUCGAUCACCACAGGGUGGGCGGAGGCGGUGGCCGUCCACCCCACCACAGCCAUGGAGCCUCUGCCCAGCGGCGACUACUGUGACCUGGGUGCAUACUGUGACCCCGACUACUACUGGCUGGGGAUGCAAGAAGUGGAAAUCAGUUCUGAACCUGUGCAGGACGCGGCCCCAGACGCCAAAGAAGACGGCCACAUUGAUGACGGCAGUCUAGUCCCCGUGGGCAACAAUAACCCCCAGGGCGGUGUCAGCUCUGCCAACUCUGGAGGCGACAUCAACCGUGAAGGCGUGGCGAACCGUGACGGCGAAGAGAACCACGAGGCCAGCGGUGUCGUCCAGGCGCUGGGGCAGCAGCACGCUGAAGGGCCACCCCAAGUGGCAGCCGCUAGGGCUCGUCAGCCCCACCGCCGGCAGCAGGGAGCCCCGCGCUCUAAGUUCACGGCAUUUCAGGUGCGGGAGCUGGAAAGCGUUUUCCAGCGCACUCAAUACCUUGACGUGGCCACAAGAAGAGAACUUGCAAGCUGCAUGAAUGUGACCGAAGCCAGAGUGCAGGUUUGGUUUAAGAACAGGAGAGCCAAGCUCAGGAGAGAUGAGAGGGCAUCAAUGCCCACAACUACUCCACCUACUAACCUGGAACACCUGGUCAUCCUAAUGCUGGACGGGCCCUAGAAUGUCGCUCUCGUUCAGAAGCCAGAUUGGAGAUGGGUUCUUCCGGUGCCACUGACACCCGGGCCGUCUUGUUGCCCCUGCCACCCUUUUCUCCU